Molecule: messenger RNA, 483 nt
Organism: Malassezia sympodialis ATCC 42132
Lineage: Eukaryota; Fungi; Basidiomycota; Malasseziomycetes; Malasseziales; Malasseziaceae
Gene: SAR1
Exons: 3
Coding region: 1-483 (160 amino acids)
Biological process (GO): intracellular protein transport
Molecular function (GO): GTP binding; GTPase activity
Source: RefSeq, a predicted model, not a curated record
AUGCUUAAGAAUGACCGUCUUGCUACGCUCCAGCCCACGCUUCACCCUACUCGUCGUCUCUGGAAGGACUAUUUCCCCGAGGUGGACGGUAUUGUCUUCCUCGUCGACUCGCAGGAUGUUGAACGUUUCCCGGAGGCCCGCGCCGAGCUUGAUUCUCUACUGGCCAUUGAGGAGCUGAACAAGGUACCUUUCCUCGUACUUGGCAACAAGAUCGAUGCACCUGGGGCUGUAUCAGAGGAAGAGCUUCGCCAGUCUCUGGGUCUAUUCCAGACUACCGGAAAGGGCUCUGUUCCUCUCAAGGAUAUUCGCCCUAUCGAGUUGUUUAUGUGCUCAGUGGUCAUGCGCCAAGGCUACGGCGAGGGUUUCCGUUGGCUCUCGAACUACCAAAGCAGACUCAGCUCUUUGGUGCCUUGUGCAGCGGCUGGUGUGGCUGGCCAUGCAUCCGUGCUUGCCCUCAACCGUAGAUCAAGUAAGCAUAGGUAA